GCCCUUCAGAGCGGUGAACAGAAUUGCCGGCUGAGAUAUGAGAUGUACCUUCAGCCAGCAAAAGACCCGGCGUUCUCGCCAUGUCCGACGUGCGUGUGCUGGAGCCCGACAGGGCUUGGUAUGGCCUCGAGGAGGAGCUGCGCGGCUCCUUCUUUGCCAUGGAGGCCCGAAGGCAGCAGCGUCAGGCCUACGGCAGGCAGGUGGCACGGGGCGUGUGGUCCGCCUUCUCAGAGGUGGCCAUGUUCCUAGGCUUCGCGCUUUAUGGCGUGGCACAGUUGCGGUCCCGGCUGCUGGGCCCGCCCCAGGAGAAGCUCAGCUACCUGGCACUGCCGGUGCUUAUGACCCUCGGCAUUUUUGCCCUCAGCGUCUACAGGUCAGCUACAGUGCAGGACAACCUGCCGUUGAUGUGGGGCAAGACGUGGAUCGCGCUCUUGGUGGUUUGGGAGCUAUGGCUUUACGAGCCACCAGCGCCCUGCAAAGGCGGACCAGUGCCGCCGGCCCCACAGACUUGGCUCACGGUGCAGGAGGAGAUCGUCCUGUCCGUUUUCCUGACACUGGAGGCAAUCACGCUGGUAAUUUGGUUCUGGAUGCAGAAGAUCUACCCUUGGCUGGCGAUGCACUGCCACAACACCCUGGCGCUACGCUUCUUCUGGCGCGUAAGGCCUUCCCGGCGCAGGGAGGGCUACAGCUACUUGCCCAACGGAUGCUGCUCGGUGCGCCGGAGGCACUUCAAGUACACUGGCGAUGAGGACCUACAUCGGCAGCCCCAUGGCAAGGGUCUGUGGCAGGGGGACGCCUACCACGGCGAGAUCUACGAUGGCUUCUGGCAGCACGGCCGUCCUGCGGUGCCCUUUGUCUCGAGGUGCUUCGGAUCGGGUUCCAUCUCCUAUGGCAUCAAGAUCGGCUACGGCACCUGCCGCCUUGAGCAGCUGUCGCAGCUGCGCUGGAAGCCCUGCCGCAUCAAUGGCGCCUUGCGCCUGGGCUCCGUGGGCAUCGAGUGCUCUGCGUCAGGUGGCUUCAUGGCGCACCUGCCGCAGCUGGUGGAGCAGCAGCACCAGCGCUUUGCCACUGCGGCAGAGCUGGUUGAUGAACUUCGCGGCUCGAUUGUGGCUCUCGAUGCUGGCAGUCGAGACGAUGACGCCGUGUCUCUGGGAUCCUUCCGGUCCGACAUUUCGGGGCCGGUGGCUGCGCUGAUCUUUGUGCAUGGCUUCAACUGUCCGGUGGAUUGGGCCUGCAUGCGGCUGGGCCAGCUGCUAACGCUGGGCAAGUUCAGCUCCAAGAUCCUGCCGUUGGUGUUCUCUUGGCCAACAGGCACGUUGAGCUCCUUCUUCCACGUGCGGCCCCUGCUGCCGGACUUCGCCGCGGACCUGCCGCGGUUCCUCCGACUGCUCAGCGAAGCGGGGCUGCAGGAGUUCCACCUCAUGGCCCACUCUAUGGGCUGCGAACUGGUCAUGGCAGCGCUGCCAGAGCUGCACCAGGCGGUGCCGCUGCAGACCAUCUCCUUUUGCAACCCCUCGUGCCCCUUCAACAGCUUCCAAGAGCAGCUGGUGCAGCUGGCGAGCCUCUGCCAGCGCCUCACGCUCUACUGCGACCGUGACGACUUCGCGCUGUGGGCCGCGGAGUUGCUGGGGUUCCAGGGGCCGCUACUCGGGCGCCAAACUGAGCCGGUGCCAAUAACCUUCGAUGCUGAGCUGACUCCCAAGAUUGAUGUGGUGGACUGUACAUCCAUGGACGCCAACAUCAAUGGGAUACGCCACAGUUACUUCGACCUCAACACCAACCUGGUGGGGGACUUGCUGGAGCACAUCCAGAGAGGUCGGCCAGCCUCCCGAAGGAGCCGCCUGGUCCGCACUUCUGCGGAUUCCCGCAGCAACGUCUUCUCCUUCCUGGCACCUCCAGUCUUCGUGAACUGGUGAGGAUGCUGCAAGAGAGAAUGGGCACGCCCCGGGCUGUGGCAUGUGCCGGGGGGGGGGGAAGAGUGGGUUUCUCAAUUUUGAGAAACCCCUAUUUCACGAAAAGAAGGAACACUGCUGAGAGUGUAACCAUGCAGCCACUGGCACGGCUGGACGGCGACAGUUGUUGGG
Effrenium voratum is the source of this 2084-nucleotide messenger RNA. Lineage: Eukaryota; Dinophyceae; Suessiales; Symbiodiniaceae. The record is from the annotation of a GenBank genome assembly.